Messenger RNA from Paramecium octaurelia, 428 nucleotides. Lineage: Eukaryota; Ciliophora; Oligohymenophorea; Peniculida; Parameciidae. The record is from the annotation of a GenBank genome assembly.
UGAUUAUGCAUUCUAAUCAAUUUGAUGAAGAUGGCGAUCCUUAAGAAUAAUUUCUAGAAGUAAUCGUUUAACAUUCAAACCUUAGGCAUUUAAAGAAUUGCUUGAAAUUUAGAAUUAGAGAAUGCAAAAUGGAAAUGACUUAAUAAAUUAAUAUUGUCCUCAAUUACUCUACCCACUCAUUAUUCCCACUUAAAUACCAAACACUUUUAUUGUACUUUCUUAUUUUACAUUAGAUCAACAUGGGCCCAUAUUAUCCUCAUAUAUAACAACCAUAAUUGCAUCCAUAAAUGAGCCAAUAAUAAAGAACACCACAAUAACCUUAGUAAACUCUAUUCUAAAAUCGAUAAAAUAUCAAAGAAGAAGAGCAAGACGAUAACAAAUAAUCAAAAAGUAAUUGGCUGCAAUAAAAAAAAUAAUGAACUAUUUCU